Messenger RNA from Cucurbita pepo subsp. pepo (vegetable marrow), 2389 nucleotides. Lineage: Eukaryota; Viridiplantae; Streptophyta; Magnoliopsida; Cucurbitales; Cucurbitaceae. The record is from RefSeq and is a predicted model, not a curated record.
CAUCAACUCUCCCUUUUUCUUCGUCUUCUCUUUCAAAUCACUUUCGUUUUCGGGUUUGAAAUCGGUUCGUCCAAAGCGUUGUUCUUAGUUUCUUAGAAGUUGAAUCGAUUCGGUGACCGAGCCAAGGCCGAAAAAUUUGUGUCUGUCUGGACAACUGUUUUCGAAACGUUCUUAGAAAAUACGAAAAGUUUUGAAAAACGAGGAUGGCGAAGGAGGAAAGAGGAGAGAAAGUGAUGGUGAUCCAAGAUGGAAGCAGGAAGUUGAGUUGGAAUGGAGGGAUGGGAUCGAUUGAAUGGAUGGUGAGGAACUGUGGAUUUAGAAAGGGAGAUGAAAUAAAGCUACUCCUUGUUCUUCAUCAGGUUAAUAAUCCUAGUAUGUAUGCUUUGAUGGAAGCUUCCAUGUUGGGACACAAGCAGCGAGUGGACUCAAACUCUAUGAUAGGGCUGAACGACAACUUGAUAGCGAAGGAAAGCGCAAGGAAAUUGGAAGAAUACACUAACAAUGAACGAAUGCCUGAAAUUUUGCAACUUUGUGAACUAAAAAAGAUAAGAUUCAAGGUGGAAGUUCAUGCAGGGCCUUCCGCAAAGAAAGUAGCUCUCGAAGCUGCUACGAGUUAUAAACCAACUUGGGUCAUCCUCGACAGACGUAUGAAGAGAGACCGAAAAUUCUUUCUAAAGAAUUUGAGUGGCAAGAUAUCAAGAAUGAAAAAGGACAAGACAGUGGUAGAAUUGAGAGGAAAAUUGGGAAUGGAAUAUGGAAGAGAGGAGGAGGAGGAGAAGGAGUUGGCCAAAGCCUCCCCUUCCCAUCAAUUUAGCUAUGCUGAGAUGAUACCUGGAAGCCCUCACCAAACUCAAACCUCUCCACCCAAAAAAGAUGCAGAAGAAACAGAUUUCUUCGAGACGCAGUUGGGAUGGCGCCUUGGCAACAACAAGAAACCACCUUCACUUUGCAAAUCAUCCUCGAGCUAUAAUAUCAAAGAAUCGAAAUCUUCGAUUCUGCAAGUUCUCAGGCGGAAAGAGGCUUCUUCAGGAGGUGGAGAUUCAUCUUCUUGCCCAUUCUCCAUUUCCGAUGAUAACUUCAAAAUCUCCGCCUGUUCGAUCUGCCACAUCCGGCGGCCAUUUGUUGGAUGGAGGAGGGAUUUCACUUACGCAGAGCUUCAUGCGGCUACCAAUGGAUUUUCGGAUCGCAAUUUCCUUUCGGAAGGUGGAUUUGGUUCGGUUUAUCGCGGUGAAAUCGAUGGGAUUAGAAUCGCUGUGAAGCAACAUAAACUUGCGAGUUCUCAAGGAGAAAAGGAAUUCAGAUCUGAGGUUAGUGUUCUAAGCAAAGUAAGCCAUGAGAAUUUGGUGAUGCUUUUGGGUACGUGUAGAGAAGCAACUCGCAGGCUGCUGCUUGUCUAUGAGUAUGUCUGCCAUGGAUCCUUGGAGAAGCACUUGUCAAGUAAGGAUUUCCGCAUGGAGCUUGGGACUGCACGCAGACCUCUCAGUUGGGAAAAGAGGAUGAAGAUAGCUAGAGGAGUUGCUAGAGGCUUACAAUAUUUGCAUGAAAAUAACAUUAUCCACAGAGACAUGAGACCAAAUAAUAUCCUCAUAACUCAUGAUUAUGAGUCACGGCUAGGAGAUUUUGGUCUAGCAAGAACUCAGUAUGAAGACUCUGCAGAGACGAGGGUUGUUGGGACAUUGGGGUACUUAGCACCAGAAUAUGCAGAAUUUGGUAAAGUGUCUACCAAAACUGAUGUUUAUGCCUUUGGCGUGGUCUUAUUACAGCUUAUUACUGGCUUGAGGACCACGGACAUGAUAUUUGAAGGAAAGAGUCUUGUGGGCUGGGCAAGACCAUUGCUGAAGGAAAGAAACUACCCUGAUUUAAUAGAUCCAAGAAUAGCAGACUGCCAUGAUUUCUACCAACUCUUUUGGAUGGUUGAUGUAGUGGUAAAAUGUCUGAGGAAGGAUCCUCGCAAGAGAAUAACUAUGACCAAGGUACUAGAAUACUUCAAUUACCUAAUGGAUGGUGACCCAACGGGCAAUAGCAAAGACUUCUCUCCAGCAGAAUCGUUUACACCCACGAAUGGAUAAUCAGCACCUUCGAAUCACGGGCGACCAUUCAUCCAAUAAACGACCGCCAGGUAAACCAAAUCUUGCUGGAAACCACUGGGAAAUUCAUCUCUAAAUAGCAAAGAAAAAGAGAUAAUAGAAUAGAUAGAUAUUAUGUGUUGUUAGGAGCUAGGAUGUUUCAACCUUAUUAUACUUGAGAAGUACUUUUCGUUUUUGUUAUAUAUACUGUUUCAAUGUGGCCAUUAAAAUGGUUCCAAAUUGCUUCCUAUAUUUGUUAGUCUAUAGCUUUCAACUCAUUCUACCAUGUGAUCCAUUUCCAUGUUUGUACUCAAAGAGGAUAU